Messenger RNA from Malus domestica (apple), 2191 nucleotides. Its product is annotated as branched-chain-amino-acid aminotransferase-like protein 1. Gene Ontology annotation, biological process: carboxylic acid metabolic process. Gene Ontology annotation, molecular function: catalytic activity. Lineage: Eukaryota; Viridiplantae; Streptophyta; Magnoliopsida; Rosales; Rosaceae. The record is from RefSeq and is a predicted model, not a curated record.
UAAGAUGCAAGAGCUGACUUUCCAGUCCUGUCUGUUUUCCUUUGACAAAAUCUAGGUAAAUCUAGACCAUCCAGUUCCAAUCAAUCAGUUUUCAAGUUGCAGAGCUGUCAGCUCUACAUGCAGCCAUUUGCUCAGAUUCUCAAAGCUUCAAAAUCCCAAUUAAUCCCUCAAAAAGUUUGUGAAUUUUGAUUUUAGUCCGAAUCAUUUCACCAUGGAAGAGCUCAAGAACCGAGCAGAAGCUGAAGUGGAAGUGAUCCACAUGUGGGCAGCUCCAAGAUCACUGUCGACCACCCUCAUGUAUUCUUUUGCUCAGAGGGAUGACAUGGAAGUGCUUGAUGAACCACUGUAUGCAACUUUCCUGCAAGUGACAGGUUUUGACAGGCCCUACAGGGAGAAAGUUCUAUCCAAAAUGGAAUCUGAUGGAAAUAAAGUUGUAAAAGAUAUCAUCUACGGCCCUGGAAGAAAGAAGUAUCGCCUCUGUAAGCAUAUCGCAAAGCAACGUGUGCCUGGAUUACCUAAUGAUUUAAUGAAGAAAGGAAAGCACUUCAUUCUGAUCCGGAAUCCACUUGAUAUUUUGCCAUCCUUUGACAAGGUUGUUCCUCCAUCCCUUGUUGAAUUAAGUUUGGCAGAAAUGGUUGCCAUAUAUAGUGAGCUCUCGCAACUGGGGCGACCCCCUCCCGUUGUUGAUGCAGCAGAACUUCAACGAAAUCCUGAGGCUACAUUAAGCGGUCUUUGUGAAGACUUGGAAAUUCCUUUUCAGCCCACAAUGCUCAAAUGGGAGGCCGGUCCAAAAGCAAUAGAUGGUGUUUGGGCUCCAUGGUGGUAUGAAACUGUGCAUAAAUCGACAGGCUUUCAACCACCAAGAAAAUAUCCUGCGCCAUUCCCUAUGUCUCUGUAUGACGUGCUUGAGCAAAGCCUACCAUUCUACAACUUUCUUAGGCGUCAUAUGAGGCAGACAUCGAGCCUUCUGAAGUCUCCUUUGCCUGAUCCCGAUCUUCCAGUUCCAGAAAAUAAGAAGCUACUUGCAUGGGUUGGUGAUGAGAUUGUACCGCGUGAUAGUGCAAAGGUUUCUGUGUUCGAUUCGGUUGUCCAAGGCGGUGAUUCAGUUUGGGAGGGUCUUCGAGUUUAUGAUGGGAAGAUAUUCAAGCUUGAAGAGCAUUUAGAUAGGUUAUUUGACUCCGCAAAGGCUUUGGCAUUCAACAAUGUUCCUACUCGCGAAGAGGUUAAGGAAGCCAUCUUUAGAACUCUUAUUCGAAAUGGAAUGUUCGACAAUUCACACAUCCGACUAAGUCUGACACGUGGCAAAAAGGUUACUUCUGGCAUGAGCCCAGCAUUCAAUCUCUAUGGAUGCACCUUGAUUGUGCUUCCUGAAUGGAAGCCCCCGGUCUAUGACAAUACAAAGGGGAUAACUCUUGUUACAGCUACCACCCGUCGUAAUUCACCAAAUAAUUUGGAUUCAAAGAUUCACCACAAUAACCUACUCAAUAAUAUACUUGCAAAGAUAGAAGGAAACAAUGCAAAUGCUGAUGAUGCAAUCAUGCUUGACAAGGAUGGUUAUGUGUCUGAAACAAAUGCUACGAACAUUUUUUUGUUGAAGAAAGGCCGUGUUUUGACUCCUCAUGCUGAUUACUGCCUUCCUGGCAUUACUCGAGCAACUGUGAAGGAACUUGUAGUGAAGGAGAAGUUGGUCUUAGAGGAGAGAAGGAUCAGCCUAUCAGAGUUCCAUACUGCUGAUGAGGUAUGGACUACAGGAACAAUGGGAGAACUCAGUCCGGUUAUAAAGAUUGAUGGUCGCGAAGUUGGUGAAGGAAAAGUGGGACCUGUGACUCGAAGAUUGCAGAAUGCUUUCAAGGAGCUGACAGAAGCAUCGGGAGUGCCCAUACCAAACUAUCGUGAAACUUGAAGAUAAUUUCUUCAAAAGGUUGUAUUAACGGACCAGUGAAUUUCAUGGAUCCAUGGUGUGCAGUUGGAAUUGAUGAGAGCUUCUCUCACAGAUAUGAAUAAAAGUACCAAUUCUUUGAACACCACAAAUGUUGCUGGUACAGAUGGGCAAAUCGCCAUUGCUUUUUUAUUUGUCAUUUAUUUCACUUUUAACAGAUCACUGGGAACAUGUCUAAAUUUAGUUAUUAUAACUCAGAAGUUGUACCAUCAUGUUCAGCAAUGUGCUUUAUUUCACUUUUAACAUUCUCUA